UCGUCGUCGUCGUCGUCGUCGUCGUUGCUGAUCUCCUGUCCUGCCGACAGAAACGCCCUGGUCUGCAUCUCUUCCUUCAGACGGGGGCUCCGCUCUGCUUGCUCGACGCAUCGUUGCAGCGCUCGUCCGCCCUGGUCCUUUAUCGCUCGCGCUGGGAACCCAACAGCCCUCGCUGCCCGCCUCGUCUCGACGCCAUGCUGCCUGUUACUGGCCGGGCCUCCCGUCUGUUUUCUGCCGGACGACGGCGGCUGCUGCUCGCCGUCCUGGUCCUCGCUGCCAUCGCCGCUUUCCUCCGGAUGCGAUCGCAUUCGGGCCCAGUCUUUUCUCUGGAGGCAUCGCGCGCCGGUCUGGCCGAGGUUCUCGGCGAUGCCUAUUCGACUGUGCUGUUUCCGUCAUCCAACAGCCCGUCAGGCUCUCGCCAGAGGCAAGCAUCCGCCGGCACCAAAUCAUCGCAGCGGUAUAUGUGGCCGCCGUAUCUCGGUCCCGAUCGAGGCUUCAACGACACUGAAAAAAUGGCGUUUGUCCGCAAUAUGACCAAGCAUGCCUGGGACGGAUACAUGCUCUAUGCCGCCGGCAAAGACGAGCUGCGACCCCAAACAAAGUCAUUCAAGAAUUGGUAUGGCAACUACUCGCUCUUCUCCACCCCGGUCGAUGCCAUGGACACUCUCUACAUCAUGGGGCUGGCGGACGAGUUCCAGCAGGCCAAGGCGCUGUCGCUUCAGGGUCUCCGCUUCGACAUCCCUGUCUUUGUGAGCACCUUCGAAACCACCAUCCGCAUUCUGGGCGGUUUGCUCAGCAUCUACGAGCUCGAGGGCGACCCUGCCUUCCUGAAGAAGGCGAUGGAUCUCGCCGAUCGGCUGCUGCCGGCCUUCGACACCCCGUCGGGACUUCCGUUCAACAAGGUCCAUCUAAUCAGCGGCGAAGCGACAGACUCCCACGACGAAUUUUCCAUCUCGAACCUGGCCGAGGCGGGCACGCUCCAACUCGAGUUCCUUCAGCUCUCAGAUCUUACCGGCGACCGUCGCUAUGCAGACGCAGCACUGUUUGCAUGGGAACAACUGCAGAACGCGACUCGGCCAGUCGAAGGGCUAUUUCCUAUGAAUUACUACACUGAUACGCUGCGAUAUCAAGACGAAUACUACGGAAUCGCCGGCAUGAGCGAUUCUUUCUAUGAAUAUGCACUGAAGCUGUGGCUGUCGACCGGCCACGAAGUUUAUCGGGAUCGCUAUCUGGCCAUGGCGAGAGAUCUUACGGACCAGCUCCUUCGAGUCACACCGGAUAGCGAGCAAGUCUACAUCUCGAAUCAGAGACGCUGGGGCAACGAUUCGUCCCGCUGGUCAACAUCAAACAUGUUUGAGCACCUGUCGUGUUUUGCUGGUGGCAUGUUUGCGAUUGGGGCGCUCGCUCAUCGCAAGGGAAACUGGACCACCCAGCUCGAUGCCGGCCAGCGCAUCACCGAAACCUGCUACCGAGCCUACGAGAUGUCGCCGUCGGGUAUCGCCCCCGAUAGCGUCAACGCCGAGGAUCUCGAGAUGAGCAUGUCGAACGGAUACUAUCAACGGCCGGAGCUCGUCGAGUCGCUCUUUUACAUGUGGCGCUUUUCCCAUGACCCGAUGUAUCGCGAGUGGGGGUGGGAAAUCGUGCAGAACCUCGACAAGUACACCAAAGCCGAAGCAGGCUACUUCAGCCUGAAGUCCGUGCGCGAGAUCGUCACCCAAUUCGAGGAGGGCAUCAACAGUCCAUACCAAGUCGAUGCGAUCGAUGACUUGCAGCAGUCCUUCUUCCUGGCGGAAACCCUCAAGUACCUCUAUCUGCUCUUCUGCGACGACGACGUUGUUCCGCUGGAGAACUACGUCUUCAACACCGAAGCACACCCGCUCUCGAUCCGAGGUUUCGGCAGGCGGAAUCCAGACACAAAUGCGGAUUACAAGAUGAUCAAGAUCCCGUCAGAGCCACACAGGGGCCUGAUCCACCAUGGCGAUAGCGAGCCGAUCUGGUUGAACAAUCGCACCGUCGGACAAGUCGCCGAUGUCCAGCCGUACCUGGAGGGACGCACGAAGCUCCGCCAGGCCAUCGAGUAUCGGCGGAUCCAAGAGUAUCGCAUGAACUACUUGAAUUUCCCGGCGAAUAACGACACGACUUCCAAUCGCCCGAGCGUUCGUGGUAAAUCAAGUCCCUCAAAGCACCACAAGGGGCCUAAAGUCCAUUACAAAUCAAGCCGUCCCCGACAAAAGGGCAAGGCCCAUCGGGGCAAGAGCAAGCCUGGCCACGGAAAGGGACGCCAGCACGAUCGUCCGGGCAAGCGGCACGACAAGAGACAUGGCCAGCGCGAGGCCCAGCGCGAGGCCCAGCGCGAGGCCCAGCGCUACCCGGCCCCGCAGUUUGAAAUGGCCAGCAGCGAAUACUCGCAUGCGAAUCGCGCUAUGGAAGGGGACGACGAAGCUGUGGGUCUCGAGAGGCGGACCUACGGAUAUGACGCUCUGACACAAGACCCGCUUCCCACCUCGCCCCGCGACGCCGGCGAUGUGCAGGCCGUAACUAGCUACCCGCAACCAGCAAACGACGAUGCCGAUAGCCUUGGAGACGGGCCUGUCGAUGACUUGCAGGAUAACUGAUGAGAGUGUGUGCAAUGUGCGCUCUGAGUGAGCCGCCGCAUCGCUGCAGCAUCUUUGAAUUAUGACAGAGCCGCCCAGUGCGCUCUCGAUCGCCCUCCAUGCUCUCACACACUCUGCGUUUGGAAGGAUAUGACUGGCU
Polychytrium aggregatum is the source of this 2754-nucleotide messenger RNA. Its product is annotated as glycoside hydrolase. The coding region runs from base 195 to 2615 and encodes 806 amino acids. The record is from RefSeq and is a predicted model, not a curated record. Gene Ontology annotation, biological process: carbohydrate metabolic process; N-glycan processing. Gene Ontology annotation, cellular component: endoplasmic reticulum; Golgi membrane. NCBI's taxonomy places the organism in Eukaryota, Fungi, Chytridiomycota, Chytridiomycetes, Polychytriales. The transcript is spliced from 6 exons. Gene Ontology annotation, molecular function: calcium ion binding; mannosyl-oligosaccharide 1,2-alpha-mannosidase activity.